Funneliformis mosseae is the source of this 171-nucleotide messenger RNA. The record is from the annotation of a GenBank genome assembly. Lineage: Eukaryota; Fungi; Glomeromycota; Glomeromycetes; Glomerales; Glomeraceae.
AUGGCGCCCCCGACAACUGAUUGGAUUCAAAUGCAAGAUCGUUUCUAUCGGAAACAAGAAAUAUAUACAAUGCUUUGGAAACAUAUGGACCUUUCAAAAUAUAUGAUUGCAGGAGCUUCAUAUGGUGGUCCAAUUGGUAGAUAUUCUAAAUAUCGUUGUUUUUAUUCGUAA